Molecule: messenger RNA, 768 nt
Organism: Emys orbicularis (European pond turtle)
Lineage: Eukaryota; Metazoa; Chordata; Testudines; Emydidae
Gene: SSPN
Product: sarcospan
Exons: 3
Coding region: 1-768 (255 amino acids)
Cellular component (GO): dystrophin-associated glycoprotein complex; sarcolemma
Source: RefSeq, a predicted model, not a curated record
AUGAGAAAAGAGGAGAAGAAACCUCAGAACAACACGUCCCUUAAAAACCAGAACCAGGCAGGGAAGGCACCUGAAGGGGAGAAAAGCACCGAUCCAGCCAAGCAGCAGGAGCCAGCAAUGAAGAAGAAAGCCAAGGGGGAUCCCAAAACGGGCCAGGAGGAGGAAUCCCACACUUGUUGUGGCUGCCGUUUCCCGCUGCUGGUUGCUUUGUUGCAGCUGGUGUUAGGCAUCUCUAUAACAGUGCUGGGCUUCAUUAUGGCAGGCAUCAGCUCUUCUUUACUAGUCAGAGACACUCCAUAUUGGGCUGGGAUAAUUGUCUGUGUGGUGGCCUUAGUGGGAAUGGUGAUGCUUUGUGUUUCAUAUCAGCCUGAGGAGAAGACAUGUUUCCAGUUUGCCAUAAAGCUGAUGUACUUUCUACUGAGCACCCUGAGUCUGAUUACCUGUGUUCUGGCAGUGGCUUUUGUUGCACAUCAUUAUUCACAGAUUACACAGUUUACCUGUGAUGCCGUCCUCGACUCUUGCCAGUGCAAACUGGACACUUCAGAUCCCCUCAGUAGGACCUUCGUUUACCAGGAUGUAUCUGACUGUACCAGUGUCACUAGCACUUUCAAUCUGUAUCUGCUACUGCAGAUGGUUCUUAAUCUGAUCACAGCCAUUGUGUGUUUGUUGGCAUGCUUUGUGAUGUGGAAACACAGAUAUCAGGUCUUUUUUGUGGGCGUUCGGUUACACUCAUUAACUGGUACUGAAAUCCAACAACAGAAAGUAUAG